UAAUAGGAGCAGUGAUUGCUAUGAAGAAAGUGGGUUUAUUUCUUUUGGUGCUUCUGGCCAUCGGCGAGGGUGCUAAAAUCCUUGCAAUUAUUCCGUUUCCGAGUCCAAGUCAUCAAAUUCUUGCGAGCGCUCUUCUAAAAGAGCUAGCUUCUCGAGGUCAUGAAGUCACGAUGAUCUCUCCGAAUCCGUUAAAGAAUCCUCCUAAGAAUUACAGAGACAUCGUGCUCGAUGAUAUCAGGGUAUGGAAAGAUAAAACCAUGUCCGUAACAAAGAUGCAGGAUGCUAGUAAAUGGGAUAAAUUGAAGAUAAUCUAUGAGGUAGUAAAAGAUGCUGGUAGGAUCGUGCUGGCAGAUCCGAACUUGCAGAGUUUCCUGAAGGAAGGACAAAAAUUCGAUUUGUGCAUUCAAAUGGUGGGUUUCAUGGAAAGUCUUCUGCCGAUCUCGCAUGUCGUUAACGCGACGACCAUCGGAUUCAGCCCAAUCGGAGGAAUGCCAGGAUUAAAUUAUCAUACUGGUAUACCGAUGCAGUACUCUGUUAUACCCAAUGUUUUUUUGCCUUUCAACGACGAGAUGGGAUUUUUCCAGAGGCUGAUAAACACAGUCGUCGGUUUUCUUAUGGAUUUUGUUAUGUACAUUUUUAUUUUGCCGAUACAAAACAGUUUAGCCGUAGAGUUCUUCCCAAACUCGCCGAACAUCUAUGAACUAUUAGAAGAUGUCGACUUGCACUUGAUCAACUCGCAUUACGCGACGGAAUCUCCUCGAGCUCACUUCCCAAACAUGAUACAAAUCGGCGGAUUCCAUCUGCAGGAGAAACAGCAAUUACCCGAAGAUAUUCGCUCUUACAUGGACUCUUCCAAAAACGGAGUCAUCCUGUUCAGUCUGGGCAGUAACAUAAAGAGCGCCGAUCUACCCAAGGAGAAACUCGAAGGGAUAAUGAACGCGUUCGCAAAAUCCAAGUACGACAUACUCUGGAAAUUCGAGGAAAAAUUACCGUCCAACAUGAAAAAUCCAAAGAACGUAAAAAUCAGUAGUUGGUUACCACAGAAAGCAGUAUUGGCUCAUCCGAAGACUGUUGCAUUCAUAACGCACGGUGGAAUGGGCAGCACAGUCGAAGCCAUCUACAAUGGAGUUCCCAUGAUCUGCAUCCCGUUCUUCGGGGAUCAAUCCAAAAAUACUGCUGACAGCGUGCACAACGGAUACGCAAUCCAUUUGGACUUUAAAGACGUGAACGAGGAUACUCUAACUUCGGCCAUCAACGAGAUCACCGGAAACCCAGUUUACACGAAAGUUGUUAAAUUACGAUCUGACAUCUACAAGAACCAAGAAAUUAACCCCAUGGAUAAAGCCGUCUUCUGGGUUGAACAUGCAAUCAAGCAUCGUGGAGCGAAACACCUGAAGCCCAGAUCUUCUAAAAUCCCAUGGUACCAGCUGAUGCUCAUCGAUGUGUACGCAGCUCUUUUCGCAAUUCUCGCUGUUUCCUCGCUCAUCUCGUUUUACAUUAUUAAAAAAGUAAUUAACUGCUUUAGAGCUAAAAAGAGCAAAAAAGUCAAAACAAAUUAAACUAAUAAAUGUAUUAUUUUUAUAUGUACAUACAUUCUACAGUAUUUCACCCGUAUUAAAGUAAUGAAAACAAA
Molecule: messenger RNA, 1633 nt
Organism: Nicrophorus vespilloides
Lineage: Eukaryota; Metazoa; Arthropoda; Insecta; Coleoptera; Silphidae
Product: UDP-glucuronosyltransferase 2B37-like
Exons: 1
Coding region: 21-1559 (512 amino acids)
Molecular function (GO): UDP-glycosyltransferase activity
Source: RefSeq, a predicted model, not a curated record